GUAGUCCAACCAAUCCCCAUGUAACCCACAAUUAGUAAAGGACUUUUAUUUUUGCGGGCCCACUUCCUGUGUUGCCCGAACGCUGCUAACUUAUUUAAAGCCACGCCUCCAGUGCGCAGUAAAAGAUCCUCACCUGUUCCACUGUGAUUGUGGCUUGCUGUUGGCGUCUUCCUCAGGAAUUCCUCAAAAAAUCUUUGAACAUAUUGAUUUGAUUGCUGGAAUCACUGGCAUUGUUUACCUGGACCGUCACCAGGAUUCUGUUAGUGCUGAUUGUGGCUCAGUACGCCCCACUCUCUUCAAAAAGGUCGGGUUUUUUUUUUCCACCUGUCGGAUCAGAUCCUCGUCUGGAUCGAAAGAUGGCGAGCUAGAAAUGGACUAUGGACUUUAUGAUUUGGAAAAUCAAUUUAUUCUGAGUCAAUUCUCAUGUGUCCCAUUGUGUUAUUGUAAUUGUAUGUUUUUUUUUUCAAAUCACUUAAUAUAUAUAUUCACCAAAACUUAAAGCACUGCCUCCUGUGUUUUUUCACACCUCAGGCUCCUUAAAAGGCCACUCUUCCGAUGCUGCUUAUGUAGCUGCAGUUAGCUGCCUAGCCCAUAACUGUUACAUUACUUUGGCGAGCUAGCCAGGAGCCUGAUACUGUGAAUGUUUUGGUGAAUGUGUUUUGUGGUUUGGUAUUGAAAUAUGGAUUUCUUUGACCAAGUUGGUAUCAAUGUUGCUAAUUCUGUCAUCAUUAGUGGUGUAACGAACACUCAAGCAGAUGAUGAGAUUGUCAAUCUUUUACGUAGUUAUGGUGGAAUUAAGGUUUUUUCUGUUACUGCAUGUGAGAGUCCAUUUUAUAAAAACCUGGCCGUUGAAUUCAUUAAUUCUGCAGAUUUGGAAAAGCUAAAAUCGCUUUUACCAUAUGUUUAUCCAUCUCAGGUUGUAGAAGAUGUUAUAUUUGUUGUUAAAUUGCUUUCAAGAGAGUGCCCUGCCACAGUCACAGUGGACACGACCUUACCUCCCGAUUAUCUCCAUGAACUGAAACGUAUUUCCCAGCAGAGUGGACAAUCAUUUGAUGACGUUUUGAGAGGAGUUUUUGAACAAAUAAGUGCUCAUUUAGGAAUAGCGGCUACCGGAGGGGAGCCUGAUGGGGAUGAUGAAGGGGAUGGUGAUGAGGAGGAUAUUGUUGAAAUACUUACCAUUGAAAGAGAGUCCAGUCAGACUCAGCCAUCUACUCUUCCCGCAAACCAAUCAGAUCAGUCCACCACCUACCAGCAGGGACCACAAACUCAGCCUAAUCCAACUACAAAUGUGGGGCCGAGAAUUUUCCUCUCGGGGAAUGAUCUGAAUCCUUCUGGGGUUCAAAGGGUUGUUGUCGAACACAUUGUGCGCAGAGAUGAUGUAAAUCUUCAACCUCUGUCUUCAUUUAGACUACGCACCUUUUCAGGAAGACUUCCAAAACCUCAGCAUGAGGCAGAUUAUGAAUCCUGGAGGUCUCAAAUAGAACUCUUAAAUGCAGAUCCAAGUCUUGCACCUUUACAUGUUACAAGGCGCAUUUUGGAAGGUUUACUCCCUCCAGCUGCUGACCUAGUGAAGGGUUUGGGGCCUGGUGCCCUGCCUGCAACAUUUUUGCAGGUACUUGAUUCUGCAUAUGCCACUGUUGAGGAUGGAGAAGAAUUGUUUGCAAAAUUUUUAAACACGCUUCAGGACCAUGGGGAACGACCAUCUUCUUAUCUGCAGAGACUCCAGUUGGCUCUCAGUACAGUGGUGAAGCGUGGUGGGAUUCCAGCCACUGAAAUUGACAAAUAUUUGUUAAAACAAUUUUGUAGAGGUUGCUGGGAUAACAGCAUGAUUAACAAACUUCAACUAGAAAAGAAAAAAGACCAACCACCUCCUUUCUCAGAGCUUUUAUUAACACUCAGAACAGAAGAAGACAGACAGUUGGCAAAAGAGAUGUUAAUGAAAAAACAUAUUCCAUCAGUCAAGCAUCGUGUCAGUGCACAAGCUCACACUACCAGUUCAUGUUCAUGUAGCCAUCUAUCAGACUCAGGUGCUAUCGAAGACUUAAGGAAGCAAAUGUUAAAGCUGCAGAGUCAAAUGUCAGCCCUGCUGUCUAAGGACUCUAAUUCUGCUAAACCAGAAAAUCAGAUGAAAAAACAGAAACCAAAAUCUGGCCAGACCAGUAAUAGGCCAAAGCCCUGGUUCUGUUUCAAGUGUGGACAGGAUGGUCACAUUGCUCCCAACUGUUCCAGUCAGCCAAAUUCCAGCUUAGUUGAAGAAAAACGCCACCAGCUCAAACACAAACAGCAGUCCUGGGACAAAAGUAAGCCAUUAAACUAGAAGCAGUUCUUACUGAGGGACAAGUGGGAGCUGCAACCAGUGAAUGUCCCCACACUAAAGACUCAUUUUCAUAUUUUUCAUUACCUAAAGGAUUAGUGGGCACAAGGAGUACUGGUGAGGUGAAGAUUAAAGGGAUCAAUUUUCAUUGCCUCUUGGAAACAGGUUCCCAAGUCACCACAAUUUGACAUUCCUUCUAUAACACCCAUCUAUCAGAUCACAAAAUAAACCCAAUAAAUGAUCUUUUGGAGAUAGAAGGUGCAAAUGGUCAGAGGGUGCCUUAUAUCGGAUAUGUGGAACUCUGUUUGACAUUUCCCCCUGAGUUCACAGGAGAAGAGAUGGACAUAAACACCUUGGCCUUGGUUGUUCCAGAACUGCGAUCAUCACAACCCCCUGUUCUGAUUGGCACCAACACUUUGGAUGUUGUGUAUAACCAGUGCUGUCAGUCACAGUCUGAGUUCCAUCCUGUGCCUUUUGGAUAUAGAGCAGUGCACAAAAUUUUGGAGAUAAGGCAUAAACUAACAACUGAUGACUAUCAUGGCAUUCUAAAAAUGCAGUCAUCCAUCCCACAGGUUGUUCCUGCACAGAAGACUGCUGUGCUGGAUGCUCUUCUUAUUUGCCCAUUACUGCAAGGUGAAAAAGAAGUAGUUAUUCAGCAUCCAACCUCUUUCUCUCUACCUGGUGGUUUGAUAGUAAAAUCUAGUCUUUUUGAUUUACCUCCUGUACAGCCUGCUUCUCUGCCAGUGGUGAUCACUAAUGAAUCUGACCAUGAUAUUGUGAUUCCAGCCAGAGCAGCCAUCGCUGAAGUCAGUACCAUCCAAACCAUUCUUCACAAAGAGCAGAGUGUGCAUCAACCUUCCCAUAGUUCUGAGCCAAAUCCAACCAAAUUGAACUACAACUUUGGAGAUUCGCCGCUCUCAACUGAAUGGAAGCAACGUAUAACAACCAUGCUCGACAGUAUGUCAGAU
Molecule: messenger RNA, 3282 nt
Organism: Xiphophorus hellerii (green swordtail)
Lineage: Eukaryota; Metazoa; Chordata; Actinopteri; Cyprinodontiformes; Poeciliidae
Product: zinc finger CCHC domain-containing protein 18-like
Exons: 3
Coding region: 680-2317 (545 amino acids)
Molecular function (GO): nucleic acid binding; zinc ion binding
Source: RefSeq, a predicted model, not a curated record